Eleginops maclovinus (Patagonian blennie) is the source of this 4946-nucleotide messenger RNA. Its product is annotated as Translocating chain-associated membrane protein 1-like 1-like. Bases 257 to 1372 code for a protein of 371 amino acids. The record is from RefSeq and is a predicted model, not a curated record. Lineage: Eukaryota; Metazoa; Chordata; Actinopteri; Perciformes; Eleginopidae. The transcript has 11 exons. Gene Ontology annotation, cellular component: endoplasmic reticulum membrane. Gene Ontology annotation, biological process: protein insertion into ER membrane; SRP-dependent cotranslational protein targeting to membrane, translocation.
UUUGAAGUGGGAGGACCCGUCAUCUGACUUUACCAGGCAGAGGAAAGUGGGUGUUGUGCUGUAGUGUUUAGUUUGGUGCGAUGCAUCUUCAUGACUGUUUGUAAAAGCAGCGGUUCACUCUGCGUCCAGCGACCAGCAAACAGCCGUCCUUUGGGACCGUUGAAGCCACCAACAGCAGCCGUGCAGCGGGAGGGGAGAGCUAGCUAACGCAGCCUGAAGCCCGGAGCCAGAGAAGGGAGAGCCGAGUCGGUGAACCAUGGGGUUCCGUAAGAAGAACAAGAGCCCGCCGGUGCUGAGCCAUGAGUUUGUGAUCCAGAAUCACGCCGACAUGGUGUCCUGUUUAGCCAUGAUUAUCCUCCUCGGCCUGAUGUUCGAGGUCACAGCCAAGUUUGCCAUCAUGUUCAUCACAGUCCAGUAUAAUGUAACACAAGUUCUUGACGAGAGAAGUGAUCCAGUGAACCUGUAUCAGUAUGGCCCUAAAGAUGUGGCCACUGUGUUUUUUUAUUUGCUUAUUGCAGUCAUCCUUCAUGCCUUGAUACAAGAAUAUAUUCUCGACAAAAUGAACAGGAGGUUGCAUCUGUCAAAAACCAAACACAGCAAGUUCAACGAGUCUGGACAGCUCGCAGCGUUCUACCUGUUCUCCUUCAUCUGGGGCUGCAGCAUCCUAACAGCGGAGGACUUUGCAACAAAUCCUACAUUCUUAUGGGAGGGGUACCCUCACACUCACAUGGUUUUUCAGGUCAAGUUCUUCUACAUUUGCCAAAUUGCCUAUUGGCUCCAUGCACUUCCUGAACUGUACUUUCAAAAAGUACGAAAGGAAGACAUCCCCCGCCAGCUCUAUUACAUUUGCCUUUAUGUUGUCCACAUCACUGGUGCCUACGUCUUAAACCUCCACCGACUGGGCCUGGUGUUGCUGGUCCCCCACUACCUGGUGGAGCUCCUGUUCCACGCUUCACGUCUCUUCUACUUCAGUGAUGAGAACAAGCAGAAGGGUUUUACUCUGUGGGCGCUACUUUUUGUGAUUGCCCGCCUCCUCACCCUCACUCUAUCAGUUCUGACGUUUGGCUUUGGGCUGCCCCGUACAGAAAACCAGGGCUUUUCUCUAGCAGAAGGCAACUUCAAUGUGCUCACCAUAAGGAUGACUUGUCUGGCAGCUAUCUGCCUGACACAGGCUUGGAUGAUGUGGAAAUUCAUCAACUUCCAGUUGAAAAAGUGGAGGGAGCACAGCCAGAACCAGGCAUCAAAGAAGAAGGCAGUCAGCCCAAAGAGCAAGCCUCAAAAGAGGGAGCCUACAAGGGGAGGUGCUGCAAAUGGAGUUGUGAAGUCUGAAGAUAAAACGUCGCCACGGGCAAGAAAAGCCAAAGCUUCAUAGAGCUGGAAGAAUUGGAGAAAAAAAAAACUGAGUGAGGGAGAUCUGACAAUGUGACAUAAUGUCUCUAUACAACUUCUAAUUUUGUCGACUUCUCUCCUAAACAAAUGUUUAAGCGCACUAAGAAACCUUAUCAUACAACUGUCCCUUUGGGGCUUGGAGAAGUCCAGUGUUACCGUCUGCUAGAAAUGUUGUUAUUCAUUUCGGCUUUCUGCAGAUGGGACAUUGGCAGGACAGUGCUGGGUUUGAUGCUUUAAGAGGAAAGAUUUCAAAGUGUCCUUUUGUGUAAAAUGACAGUCACUGGCUGGGUACUUUUAAGCUGAGUCGCUCUCCACAAAAUCCCAUUGAAUCAGUUAACGUCAAAGUAACUCAAGAAGCAAAUUUUAACUUCAGGUCAACAAAGUGUUAAUGUAUGGAUUUACAGUACGGGGUGUCAUUUUUAAGUUUGGGCCUUAUUUACUUCAACUUAAAAAAACAGACCACUGUCUCUAAUCUCAAAAUAAAGCCUUUAUUUCUGUGUAAGACAGCACUCUGAUAUUCUGUUGUCAGGAAACUAUGCUAAAUUAGUUGCUCCAGCAGAGUACUUGUGCUAUUUAGGUCCUUAGCAUAUUUGCAGCCAGAAAACUGAAGCUUGUACUUAACUCUUUGAUCAUUUACUGACAUUAUUUGACAGCUUCUGCCUUUGAAAUCCAACAUGUUACAGGAUGGAGGUACUGUAUUGUCAUUUGCUUUAAUCACACUAGCAUGGUAAUCAGCUUCUCCCUAUUCCAGGAGGCUCGUCCAUGUUUGGUGACUUACUAAGAGGAAGCUGCAGUGUAAUCUGUGAUGCUAUACUGUAUGCAUACAGUUCAAUCUUUAUAAUGGCAUGAUUGGAAACUUGAUCAAGAAACGAAACUGCGAUUCAGUCCUUUAUAUGGUAAUGUCAAUGCAUGACAGUUUAAGGCUAAAGAUUUCACGGCUAGUUUCCACCUUUGCUGUUGAGUUUGCAGUCUCUCACACAUAAACACAAACACACACACACACACACACACACACACACACACACACACACACACACACACACACACACACACACACACACACACACACACACACAAGCAUUCAGUGGCCUUUUAACAACUGCUGCAAGAGGACUAAGUAAUUUAUUUUUGCCAUACACUACACAUAGUUAUUAUUUAAUAUGCUUUGACAAGCUAUAACCAGCAAACACAGCGGUACAUAGCAACUGCGUUUAGUUAAUCCAAACAGUACAAUCUUUCUUCAAGUGUCCUUAUACUGUCAGUGGUUUGUAUCACUCGUUCUGCUUGUGUUGCGUUCUGUUUGCCUUCUCUGUUCGCUUUCUUAUUCUCGGGUAUCAGGGGGAACGCUAUCCACCACUUAAGUAUAAGUUACAUCCCAUGGGGCAUUGGGAGGUGUGUUUGUAAGGGGAUGUGUUUGUGUGCCUGUGCACUUAGUCGUGUGUAUGUGUGUACAGUAUUGUUUUACCUACUGUGUAGCCUAUGUGAUUUAACUGGGCGUGAAAGUGAAUGAUGAUGGUGAUGAUGAUGAUGGCGGUGAUGACAACCAGGUUUAUUGCUUGUCUCGUAAAAUAAUUAUUGCCUGUGUGCAGUGCAUGAAACGUAACAAUCCGUUGAUUGACUCCUGCCCUGUGUUGUAUUAACCAAUCAUUUCCUUAAGUUCACUUUUGUUGGUCUCAGUCUCCAACACGCUUCUGUGUGUGUACCGCUGAGUCGUGGAUUAGGGCUGCACAGUAUAGGGGAAAAAGGUGAUAUGCAAUGACGUUUUUUUAAAUAUCGCGCCACAAUACUAACAAUGAAUAAACAGACACCAAGGGUUUUCUCAUUAUGCCUUCCUGGUGCUAUCAGUGCUAAAACACAACAAAUUGCUUGUUAAAUUAACAAUAUGAAAGAACAUUUUAUUGAACAAUAUUAAAAGGAACAAAUUAAAAAACGGAUGAUUACUUUUUAAAAUCGAUUUCCACUGAUACUCUUUAAAGUAACUCAAAAAUUCCCUUUCAGUAUUUUGCGUAAAGUCGGAAUCGCUUUUAAAAAGAAACAAUAUAUUGUGCAGCCCUAUUGUGGAUUGGUGUAUUUCCUAUAGGUUAUGGGUUACUAAAUGCUUAUGUGUUUAAUGUCUCUGCCCAUUAGAUACCCUUUUCCUGUGUGAGAGAGAUUCUGUGUUUACUGUUUGCCAAAUGUGGCAUGUUCUGUCCUUCCUGCUUCACCUUUUCAAUGAUCCUGACAUUGCUAUGGAGCUCACGUAUUGUACUGUUGGACCUGGAGUCCAGUUCUACUACUAAACCACUGUGCAUGUGAAGCUCUGUGCAGCAACGACUGCUACCGUCGGACUUUGGAGUCUUAGUCCAGAGCAGGGAUGCGAUUUAAGAUGCGAUUCAUUUUUGCGUACUUUAUCGAUGACAGUCUUUAAAGCCCUUUGUCUUGAGUACGGCGGUGUCAUAGGAGGAAAGGAGUAGCAGAGGACUUAUGUACCAGCCUGUUAUUAAACUGUCUCAGAUGUAAAAGAUAAAAAAACUGACCUAACCCUACACUGUACUAAAAUAUGUGUCAGAUUUUUAAGCUAUUUUUAUAGAGGGGAAACUGUUGAAAUUCACUGUUGUUCAGUACACAUGUGUGAAUAUUUGUUUUGCAUCCAUAUUGAUAUGAAUUGUUUUUUAUAUAAGAAUGAAGCUUGCUGAACUGUUAGCGUGGAUAUACGUUGUGGUAUGACUGUAAACAUUUAUUUAGCCUACAGGUUUGUUUAACUUCAUGGCCUUAUUAGAGCAAAGUGAACUCAAUUGUAUAACAGUGCUCAGUUAACAAUAUGCUGCAGGUGUACUCUGCAGAUUUCACAUGUAUUAUGAUCGUGAAGUACACCACACACAGUUUAAAUAUAUGAUCAGCGGAGCAAAUGGUCAGUUUGUUCGUUCUAGUUUGUUGCAGGUAUUCUUCAAUGCUUGUGAUAACAGGCCCGAGUGAAAUCAUCUAUAGACUUGUCUUGCUAGACGGAUGUCACACUGGACAACAAUCAGCAGACAUUAAGGCUCUGAAACAUGAGCCGCUCUGCAGUUCAUGUCCCCAUGCCUCGCUUCGAGACACAAUAGCCUGUAUAAUCUCACAGGAAUGCACUUUUUUGCAUAAUAUGCAUCAUGUCAGAGCACCAUAACACUGCUCACUUUGGCUGUUUCUGCAUUGAUUAUCAUGAAUUACAAAUUAGAGUUGCUCUAUUUCUAACUGUGCAUUUUGUAAUUGUUGAAAACAAUAAAAGGCUGCAAUGAUUUAACUCUGAGCAACCUCUAGGUGGCAACAAUCUUUAACGCAUUUGAUCAUGAGCUCACUUUAGAAAAAAAAGAGGAAAAAAAGGCCUGCACCGCAGACACCAUUUAUUGAUUCAUUAUGCAUCAUCCUUUUAUUUUAUUUUCCUGCUUGUUUAUUGAUGUUGCGAUAUAUUUCCUUUUCAAAUAUGUUGUCCCUAAACUGCUCUGAUGGUAUAUAUUUAUGCAACUUCUCGUGAGUUCUGAUAAUUUUUUUCUUUGUCACUAUUUUUUUAUUUCAUGUUUGAAUAAAGCUUUUAUUCAUUA